Trypanosoma cruzi is the source of this 1503-nucleotide messenger RNA. Its product is annotated as actin-like protein, putative. Lineage: Eukaryota; Euglenozoa; Kinetoplastea; Trypanosomatida; Trypanosomatidae. The coding region runs from base 1 to 1503 and encodes 500 amino acids. The record is from RefSeq and is a predicted model, not a curated record. Gene Ontology annotation, molecular function: nucleosome binding. The transcript has a single exon. Gene Ontology annotation, cellular component: Swr1 complex.
AUGAGUGGUGACCGGCCGGUGCUCAUCAUCGACAAUGGCGGCUACACGCUAAAGGCGCUUUACAUUCCGGACCCAAGCAACACGGCAUUGCAGCCGCCGCGGCAAGCGGUUGUGCCGAACUGCGUGGGCGCCGCGUCCUUUGCUGGUCGAGGCAUCGUCGGCGAGCAACUCUUCAAAAUGCCACACUUUCACGGGUUUAUGCUGCGCCGCCCCGUUGACCGCGGCUUUGUUGUGGAUGCAACGCUGCAGAGUUAUAUCUGGGAGUACCUGCUGCAGUACUUUGCCAUCGCGGAUGAGAGUGACGUGGAACUCGUGCUCACCGUCCCCUUCGCAGCACCAAAGCAGGUGGGGGAGCUGCUGCACUAUUUGGUUGCGCAGCGCUUUAAAUUUCGAGCACUGACAGUCGUGAGCGCCACGUUCCUUGCCCUGGUGGCCGACGCCUCCCGAGACUGGUUGCACCGCAACGUACAUGAAAGCUGCCGUGAGGAUGACGAGGCUGGUGGCGGCUGCGGGAUGGUGGUGGACUUUGGCUUCUCCGCCACAACUGUGGUUCCUUAUGUCGACUUCCUCCCUAUACGAGAAUCCGCCGUGCGGGUUGACGUUGGUGGCAAACUUCUCUCGAAUCGCCUGAAGGAGCUUAUCUCUUUCACGCAAGUAAACAUGACCGAAGACGGGUGGCUUGUCAACCACAUCAUGGAACGGUGUUGCCACGUAGCGCUGCAGCCGAAAGCAUCCUUGCGAGCAGCUCAGCGGCAAAAGCAGCGGGGUAAAAGCAGCAGCAGUAGUAGCAUUAGUGAUGGCGGUGGUGGUAUUUGUUAUGGCAAUGGGAAUGCGGCGGGGCUGCGAUAUUAUUUGCCAACUAUACCGCCCCUCAUGCCGCUGGGGUGUCGUGAGGAGGAGCUGCAUGCGGUCCUUGGCGGCGAUGGGUCGGGGGUGGAACGGCAUGAGCUGCAGCAUCUUCUCUUCCACCAUGAGGCCUUUCUCAUCCCGGAGCUUCUUUUUCACCCGGUGGAUGUUGGCAUCCAACAGAUGGGCGUCGUCGACGCGAUUGCACGCGGUACGGGCAGCCGCGGGAUGCUGCGUGAUGCCCCCACUCUGCACGCCGCCCUGCUCCACCACAUUGUUGUAUUUGGCGGCACCGCAAAUUUCCCACAACUGCGCGAGCGCCUUCAGGAGGAGCUGCGGAAGGAAUUUACCGCCUGUAGCACGUCGGCUUCCCUGCAGCCACCGGUGGAGCGACUCCGCAUGGCGCCUCACGCCAUCGAUGUGGACGACACCGCCAUCGGCUACUCCGCCCACGACAGCGAGCUUCAGCCGCUGUACGGGGCCCUGGCACUUUUUACGUGCCCCUCUCGUCAACCACAACUGCGGCUUUUGCGCAGCCGGUGCCAUGUUGAUUUAACAACUCUGCGAAAAAACAAAACGGGCGUGGGACGCGCACAAGCGUCGGUGGCGCUAAAAACACAAAAGACACUUUUGGAUGCCAUGCAGCAUCUCCCAUGA